AUGUCCUCUGCACCUAUCAUGCCCAACGAGGCAUCUGCUACCGUGUUCUCCAAUGCUCCCCUCGCAAGCAACAUAAUGGAGGGUUAUUCACAGGAGCUCUUUGCGUAUCUCACGAACGACACCUACGGCCCUACUUCUCCCGACAUUUUCGGCAUUGCCAACGUCGAUAGAUUGAUCGACCGCGUGGAUCACCUUUGCCGCAUCUGGGCAGUGCAGUACCUCAACUUGAUCCGCCGUCCCGCCAACCUCACCCCACCAACUAACACAAACACCAACCCAGACGCCAUGCAUUUCAGGACCGACGAGUACUAUGGCACCAUCACCAAUGGCACUCGAAUGCGGCUGGUCCAAAAUGAAGUAUCCACCCGCAUAUUGCAAGGUCUCCUGCUCACCAUGGCACUCUGCGUAGUGGUAUCAUGCAUCUUCGAGCCACACACCAAGAUCCUCCCGAAGGACCCAGGCAGCAUCGCGUCGAAGAUGAGCUUGUUCGCGGACGGCGAGGUGUGGAAGAACAUCUCAGAAGGCGCGGAGAAGUGGAGCGACGAGGAGAUUAAGCAGAGGGGGUUGUUGCAGGGCGUGGUGUUGAAGAUGGGAUGGUGGGGAGGGGAGGGAGAGGGGGAAGAGGAGGAGGGUGGGGGCGGGGGGAGGAGGUGGUUUGGUGUGGAUGCGGUGAAGAGGGAAGGGGAUGGCGCGGCUGAAGGGAGUUCGUGA
Lasiodiplodia theobromae is the source of this 711-nucleotide messenger RNA. RefSeq lists its product as uncharacterized. The coding region runs from base 1 to 711 and encodes 236 amino acids. Lineage: Eukaryota; Fungi; Ascomycota; Dothideomycetes; Botryosphaeriales; Botryosphaeriaceae. The record is from RefSeq and is a predicted model, not a curated record. The transcript has a single exon.